Molecule: messenger RNA, 1707 nt
Organism: Oppiella nova
Lineage: Eukaryota; Metazoa; Arthropoda; Arachnida; Sarcoptiformes; Oppiidae
Source: the annotation of a GenBank genome assembly
AUGGUUCAGUCGUUUCCAAAGCCGAUCGCAACGCUUUCACACGCCGUACAAGAGAAGGCUUGGAUCAGAUUAGUGAUCGCCGGCAGUAUGAUUGCCGUCUGGAUUACUGCUCACAUUCUCACAAACGUCUUUUCCAAUGAUUCUGGUGUUUUCGAUUCUGUGGAUUCUGUGAUAUUUCAAGUAUUUUAUCAAAACGAUUCCUUCAAUCCAUAUAAUAUGAACCGAUCGAUGCAAAUGUCUCGAUCACAACAGCCCUCACAAUCACUCGAGACAUUCAACUACAGCGACGAUUACUACCCAUUGCCGCAAUACUUGUGCUAUUUUAGCCAAUUAAGUGUCACAGCCCUCACAAGAAUCAGUUAUUUGGUUAAAAUGUUCAUUAUACUCACUCUAGUCAUAGGCCAAUGUUGUCUAAAUGUCUUCAAAUUAGACCAAUUCUUUAAAUUCUAUGAUUUGACGGCAUAUGACGACAGGAGACACUUCUUAGGCCACGAAAGCUAUCUUUCAAUUAUCAUCGCAACCAUUGCCAUCGCGUUAUUUAUUAUCAAUAGACAGUCUGAACUCAUGUCUCGGCGACUAUUUCUCUGGCAAAAGGAAGUCGAGGAGCAGAAGGAGAAGGUGUCGGAUAUGCGGCGCAAGAACGAGGCCCUCGUCUACAACAUACUCCCCCCUCACGUGGCCAUCCAUUUCCUCGGCAAACGCAAAAACGAUGAGGAACUGUAUUCAAAGAGUUACGAGUCGGUGGGCAUACUGUUCGCCGCGAUGCCUAACUUCUCCGACUUCUACACCGAGGAGUCGGUCAAUAACCAGGGCUUAGAGUGCAUCCGAUUAUUCUAUGAUUUGACGGCAUAUGACGACAGGAGACACUUCUUAGGCCACGAAAGCUAUCUUUCAAUUAUCAUCGCAACCAUUGCCAUCGCGUUAUUUAUUAUCAAUAGACAGUCUGAACUCAUGUCUCGGCGACUAUUUCUCUGGCAAAAAGAAGUCGAGGAGCAGAAGGAGAAGGUGUCGGACAUGCGGCGCAAGAACGAGGCCCUCGUCUACAACAUACUCCCCCCUCACGUGGCCAUCCAUUUCCUCGGCAAACGCAAAAACGAUGAGGAACUGUAUUCAAAGAGUUACGAGUCGGUGGGCAUACUGUUCGCCGCGAUGCCUAACUUCUCCGACUUCUACACCGAGGAGUCGGUCAAUAACCAGGGCUUAGAGUGCAUCCGAUUUGAACUGUAUUCAAAGAGUUACGAGUCGGUGGGCAUACUGUUCGCCGCGAUGCCUAACUUCUCCGACUUCUACACCGAGGAGUCGGUCAAUAACCAGGGCUUAGAGUGCAUCCGAUUCCUAAACGAAGUCAUAUCCGAUUACGACGCCCUUCUAGAGCAGCCCCGGUUCGCCAAUAUCAUCAAAAUCAAGACCAUCUCAUCGACGUAUAUGGCGGCCAGUGGUCUGAACUGCGAGGAGUCGCUGCGGGCGGACGCCUCCAUCAAAGAGCGAUGGUUUCAUUUGGCACAACUCACGGAGUUUGCACUCACUCUCAAAGACACACUCAAUGUCAUCAAUAAAGAGAGUUUCAAUAAUUUUGUCUUAAGAAUGGGCAUAAAUCACGGGCCGAUCACAGCAGGAGUUAUAGGCGCCCGAAAACCGCACUAUGAUAUGUGGGGAAAUUCAGUCAACGUUGCGUCCAGUCAUUUGUCGGGCGAAGUCCGACAUUAG